GGGGCGUAGCCGUGACGCACGUUAACCGACGCCAGGGAGCUGCAUAUAUACCGCAGCCCUUGGCCGUUUGAGACACAUCUUCACUGACUUUCGUUCUGGACACUUCUCUGGCACAAAGACGAAGCUGAAAAUGUCUCCAAACAUGACUUGUGAAGCUCUGCAGUCUUUUUCUCCAAAGCUAACUGUGGCCAAAAGAAAAGAGGCUCUUGAGCUCAGAAAGACAAUGAAACCUUUGAUGGAAAAAAGGAGGCGCGCCCGUAUCAACGACAGCCUGAACCAUCUGAAAAACCUCAUCCUCCCCCUCACAGGCAGAGAUAAGACUCGCUACUCCAAGCUUGAAAAAGCCGACAUCCUGGAAAUGACUGUGAGGUUCCUCAGCGACAUUCCUCCUGUUAACACCAAAAAUUCCGCAAACAGCUACAAGGAGGGCUACAAAGCCUGCCUCCAGCGCGUCUCAACUCUGCUCCCCAAAACGAGCUUGGAUCAAGACGCCUGUCAGCGGGUGAACGAAUUCGUCCAGCAGUCCAUGUCCUCCACCGUCACACCAACCUGCCUGAACUGCUGCGCUCAGAGCUCCAGGACUCUCCCUCAGAUCCAGCAGAAACUCCUGAGCCUCAAAUCCAGCUUCAGCUCCAGACUGGAGAGCCUGUCCCGCAGCAGCAGCGGCGCAGUUGCUCCCAGACGAGCGCAGCCAGGCCCGCAGGCUGUCAACGCAGCCAUGUGGAGACCUUGGUAGAUUUCUUCAGUUUUCAGUUUCUUCCAAAAGCCUGUGAAAACUGUGAAGUGUUUCAUAUGUAGGCAGCAUGUUGAGAUAGCAUCACUUGUAAAUAUACACAGUGAUUGAUGAAAGCCAGAAUUCAUCGUUAAAUCGUAUUGGUUGAGUAUUAUAUACUUACGCUCUGCGCACGAGUCUGUUGUCCUGUUUAAGUUGACAAGUUUAGACGGUCGUAUUUUCUUAAAUCUGCAUGUAUGUAUACGGUAAAUAUUUAGUCCUCUCCGCGGACUAAGUGAUGAAGGGCCAUUGAAACAGCCCUGUAA
Epinephelus fuscoguttatus (brown-marbled grouper) is the source of this 1038-nucleotide messenger RNA. RefSeq names its product transcription factor HES-2-like. Gene Ontology annotation, biological process: anterior/posterior pattern specification; regulation of neurogenesis; regulation of transcription by RNA polymerase II. Lineage: Eukaryota; Metazoa; Chordata; Actinopteri; Perciformes; Serranidae. The record is from RefSeq and is a predicted model, not a curated record. Bases 131 to 736 code for a protein of 201 amino acids. Gene Ontology annotation, molecular function: DNA-binding transcription factor activity, RNA polymerase II-specific; protein dimerization activity; RNA polymerase II cis-regulatory region sequence-specific DNA binding. Gene Ontology annotation, cellular component: nucleus. The transcript is spliced from 4 exons.